CGUAUAUGUUUUGUAUAAGAUGGCAGCCGCCGUAGUAAGCAACGAGGGCUUAUCGGAAAGCCAGGUGAAGAAAGCAGUCGAAGCGUUGUUAAAAUUUCUCAACGGUAAAUCAACCGAUUCAACGGAGGGUCAACAAAACGUGCUACUCAACACGUUUACGCCGAUCCAGCUGCAGUUUGUUCUUAAGAAGAUACCGACAGCAAUUAAACACAAAUGCAUCAAAAUGAAAAUACCGCAUCCACUGUACACCGAUCAAACUGGUGUUUGUUUAAUAGUAUCGGACAAGGAACGUAACAAAAACGACGAUCAUGAGGAAUUUUCACAGCAAUAUAAGGACAAGCUAGUGGCUGGUGGUGUCGAGCAUGUGACAGAGGUGAUUCCAUUUAAGCAGCUGCUGACAGAGUUUAGGACGUUUGAGUCGCGGAGGAAGCUGUGUCACUCAUUUGAUGUCUUCCUCGCUGAUCGUAAGCUCAUCAGCCAGCUACCUCACAAUCUCGGCAAGGAGUUCUUUAACACAAAGAAAAUGCCACAUCCAGUCAAUCUGGACGUGGCCAACUUUAAGGGCGAAAUCUACAAGGCUCUCAAUAAGACCUAUUGCACCAUGUCAGGCAGUGGUUCCUGCAGCACGUUUGUUGUCGGGCACUGCGGACAGAGCGUGACGGAUGUUGUGGAGAAUGUGGUAGCGUGCGUGGAGAAGUUACGUAUCGUCGUGCCCGGCGGCUGGUCGAACGUACGCUCGAUGAACAUCAAGACCCACAAGUCUCCUGCUCUACCGUUCUACUGUUCCAUGGCUUCGGCUGAUGAUGUGACAUUAGACAUGGAGAUUGAAGCCUUAUCUGAGGAUGAGCCAGAAGAUGUCACCACCAUCACAUGGGGAAAGGUUCAGGUUAGCAAAGAUGGAAUUGUAAAAGUUAUGACAAAGGCAAAGUUGCCUCCGAAAGGAUUUAAAUCUGCUGAUGAUUCAAAAAAGAAAAAGAGAGGAAAGAGGAUGCAGAAGAAGACAGAGAAGUUACGACAGCCGCAGGAGAGAAGCCCGUCUGAGGAGAAGCUGACGCAGAAGUUGCCAGUGAAGAGAAAAUCGGAGGAAGAAGACACUAAUGACCAUGCAAUGACAAAGAGCCAAAAGGUAGCUAAGCCUGUGAGCGUGGCAGUGAAACAUUCCGACAAGAAGACGAGAAGGACUCCGGUUAAGGAAAGCCAGAAAUCAAAUGUUGACCUGGAAACUGCUGUAGCUGCUCCAGAGCAGAUACCAGUGGCAGCAGGAAAGAAGGAUGCCCACAUGCUUAAGAAUCAAGAAGCUGAAGAUGACACUGUGCACCGAGAAAGUGACAAAACAGAGAAGCAUGAGAAGUCUGAUGAAGCUGUGGAUGUCAUGGUAGAGCAUUCUGGCAAGAAGAAGAAGCAAAUGACUCCAGCUAGAGGGGCCGGUAACAUGACAGCAAAACCGAGUGGUAUACUAGUUGAGAAGGUAUUGCCGACAGGGGAAAAUGAGGGAGUCAAAACGCCUAAACAUAAGGGAACAGGAAACGACAGCGCGCAUACACAAAAAUCUCCAGCGGAAAGGGAAAGGAAGUUGUCCCCGAAAAUCGGGGGAACGCCAGAAGCAAAGACAUUAGUGAAAGCAGAGGGGUCGGAACUCCAAAUGCCUAAGCGCAAGGAAGAUAAAAAGAACAGUUCUCCCACAUGCCCAGCGACUGAGGAAACAAAGAAGCAUCGCAAAUCUUCCGCGUCUGCAGAAGGUGACCGGAAGCAGCCACAGGCGCCGUCUACCAAGAAAAUCACCAAGUUUAGUCCCAGGGUGACGAGGAGCUCUGCCCAGACUUCCGUCGCUGCGGUUGCAGAAAGUGCCACAGAAACGCCAAGAGCAGUCAAAGCGCGUGCCGCAAAGUCAACAAGCUUUGAGAAGCCAACAUCGACGCCACAACACAAUGAGGGCGGCAAGACGAAAACACCUAGGACCUCCCUGAAAGCAGCAAGGCCUCAGAGGAAAGGUAUGACACUGAGACGCAAGUCUGUCAUCUGAAUACAGCCGGCAGUGAUGCUAGCUUGAAAGCUGUGACUGUUGGUUGGCGUAAGAAGAAGUAAGAGGGAAGAGAAUUAAUGUAUUGAAUUAAUUUUUGCGCCAAUGUCUUGCUCAAUGCAAAUUUUCUGACAAACUAUAAAUAACUGUUCAGCUACAGUCUGCAGUACAAUUUUACGGGGGUGGAAUGUAGUUGAAUACACCAGUUUGGUAUGACAUUUCUGGUUAUGAUAAUGCAACAAUAUAAACCAGUUUUAUUAUUCAACAUA
Priapulus caudatus is the source of this 2289-nucleotide messenger RNA. RefSeq names its product ribosomal L1 domain-containing protein 1-like. The record is from RefSeq and is a predicted model, not a curated record. The coding region runs from base 20 to 2023 and encodes 667 amino acids. The transcript has 9 exons. Lineage: Eukaryota; Metazoa; Priapulida; Priapulimorpha; Priapulimorphida; Priapulidae.